This is a messenger RNA of Chelmon rostratus (copperband butterflyfish), 831 nucleotides long. RefSeq names its product aquaporin AQPAe.a. Gene Ontology annotation, biological process: transmembrane transport. The transcript has 6 exons. Lineage: Eukaryota; Metazoa; Chordata; Actinopteri; Chaetodontiformes; Chaetodontidae. The record is from RefSeq and is a predicted model, not a curated record. Gene Ontology annotation, molecular function: water channel activity. The coding region runs from base 1 to 831 and encodes 276 amino acids. Gene Ontology annotation, cellular component: plasma membrane.
AUGACGUGGCGCGAGCUACGUAGUCGGCAGUUCUGGCGUGCCAUGCUCGCAGAGCUGCUCGGCACCCUGGUGUUAGUGAGCGCAGUGCUGGGUGCCUCUGUGCCUGGCCCUGGAGAGGCCCCUGGGGGACCCUUGUACCCAGCAGUGGCAGUUGGUGUGGUGAUUGUUGCACUGGCACACUGUUUUGGAGAAAUAAGUGGAGCACAGGUGAACCCUGCAGUGACCCUGUCUCUGUUGGCCACUCGGAGGCUGGAUGUUCUCCGGGCCUCUGUUUAUAUCACCGCACAGUGUUUGGGGGCCUCGUUAGGAGCCGGGGCCCUCUACUUGGCCCUGCCGCUCAAAACCACGGCAGACCACUUCGUCAACAGGGUUCCUAUAGAGUUGAAUGCAGGCCAGGCUCUGGGCAUAGAGGUUUUGUGCACCUUCCAGAUGGUCUUCACGGUGUUCUCAGUGGAGGACCAACGACGGAGGGAAAGCACAGAACCAGGAAACCUGGCUAUCGGAUUAGCACACACUGCUGGAGUGCUAAUAGGCGCGCGGUUCUCUGGCGCAAGCAUGAACCCUGCACGUUCUCUGGGUCCAGCCAUCAUCACUGGCUUCUGGGAAAACCACUGGGUUUACUGGAUCGGACCCGUGCUCGGUGCUAUACUGGCCGGAGUGUCCCAUGAGUUCUUCUUUGCACGCAGCGCGUCUCGCCAGAAGCUGGUCGCAUGUCUGACCUGUAAGGAUAUCGAGAUAGUGGAGACGACCAGCAUGACCGGAUCGUCGCUGUCCACAGUCACACAGAACGCCAUGAGAGCCAAGCAGGCCAACAAGCAGGAAAACAACUGA